AUGUGUAUCAAUUUCGACAUAAUAAAAGUUUACGGGUAUAUUGUUAAUAGGAACGAGAAAACGAAAGAUUUCAAACUCCGCAGAAUACCAGAGAAAUUUGCAGGUAUCGGACGAGGUUUGAAAGUAGUAGCUGAUUAUAAUCCUGACGAUGCUGUUGAUGGUACCGUGGUCAAUGCUGGAGCUACAAGGGUAAUGAUCAUGGAGUCGUCAGAGUUUCCGUCGGAAGACGAAUCCAAUCUUGUCCGUCCAUAUACUGAGUCAUUUCACAUUAUACAUCCUACCUACACUUACUGUUCAGAAGAUGUCAAAGCACUACCAAUUCAACUGACUAACUGGCACGAAGACGACUGCGACUGUCCUCGCGACUGUGAAUCCUUUAAUUAUCGAUCAGUGAUGAUGCUCGGGAACUUAAAUGCGCUGGAGCAACUUGUUGAAAAUCCUUAG
Pieris brassicae (large cabbage white) is the source of this 444-nucleotide messenger RNA. RefSeq lists its product as uncharacterized. The record is from RefSeq and is a predicted model, not a curated record. Lineage: Eukaryota; Metazoa; Arthropoda; Insecta; Lepidoptera; Pieridae. The transcript has 4 exons. Bases 1 to 444 code for a protein of 147 amino acids.